AUGUCUGACGACGAGCGCGCCGGCCAGGACGGCGCCGGCUCCAGCGCCCAGCGCAAGGGCCCGCGCUUCAGCUGGACCCCGGCCUACGAGGCCACCUUCUUCCGCUCCCUCUGCGAGAGCGUCAACCUCGGACUCAAAGACAACCACUCCUUCAAGCAGGAGGCCUGGGAUCGCGCCAUGCAGGCCCUCCAGGAGCGCCACGGCGCCUACCCCAACAAGAGCCACCUGAUCAACAAGAGCGACAACGCCCGCAAGAAGUUCCGCCUGUGGAGGGGCCUCGUCGAGGACCCCGAGUUCCUCUACAACCCGGCCACCAAGAUCGUGACGGCGAGCGACGAUGCGUGGAGAUCGCAUAUCGAGAAAGAACCACUAUCUCGGUCUCUCAAGGGCCGGCCCUUUGAGCACGAAGAGUUCUACGAAAUCCUCUUCCCCGACGUGAUCGGGUCCGGCGGCGCCCCCAAGCGGAUAACGAAGCCGCGGCGGAAAGGGCCCGACGCCCUGCCGGGGGCCAACGACGCCGACACGCCCGGCACCGCCAUCCUCGACCUCUUGAACGGCGGCGGCCAGGGAGCCGCGCCGCAGCCGGCCACGGGGACGAUGCCCGCUCCACCCGCGCUCCCUCGAUCCGCGGCUGCUGCUGCCGCGUCCAAGGCUGCAGCGCCGUCUGCCACCUCGGCGCCCGCGAGCCAGCAGCGGCCUACCUCUACCGCGAUACCCCCGAGAGGAUCCAUCGCCUCCACCUCGGCCCUCACGCCGCCCGACGAGGAGGCCCCCACGUCACGCAAGCGGAUGGGGCCCAACGGCGCCGCACACGGCCACGCCGACAAGCGGCGGCGGGGAGCGGCCCAGAACGCAUACAUCGACCUGUCCAACGCGAACGGGCCACAGCAGCAGCAGCAGCAGCAGCAAGGCGCCCAGCCCGGCGGCUCGGUGCCGCCGGCAGCAGCGGCGGCGGCGGGGGGACGAGGAGGGGCCCAGGGCAGCGGCGAGAACAUCGCUCUGCUGGCCGACGCGCUGGCCAAGCAGCAGGCCGCCGCCGCCCCGCCGCGGUGGCCCGAGCAGGCCAUGGACAUCUUCUUCCGCGACUUUGCCGACGAGGACAUGGACCUGCAGCUCAAGAUCGCCGAGAAGAUGCUCACCGACGCCAACAAGGCCGCCAUGUUCUGCAAGAUGCCCGUCCACCUGCGCAAGCACUGGAUCAAGAGGCUGCGCGAGGCCCACAGCCGCAUGGGGCUGGGCAACUAA
Thyridium curvatum is the source of this 1245-nucleotide messenger RNA. RefSeq lists its product as uncharacterized. The coding region runs from base 1 to 1245 and encodes 414 amino acids. NCBI's taxonomy places the organism in Eukaryota, Fungi, Ascomycota, Sordariomycetes, Thyridiales, Thyridiaceae. The record is from RefSeq and is a predicted model, not a curated record. The transcript has 2 exons.